This is a messenger RNA of Naegleria fowleri, 1488 nucleotides long. RefSeq lists its product as uncharacterized. The record is from RefSeq and is a predicted model, not a curated record. The transcript is spliced from 4 exons. NCBI's taxonomy places the organism in Eukaryota, Heterolobosea, Eutetramitea, Acrasida, Naegleriidae. Gene Ontology annotation, biological process: proteolysis. Gene Ontology annotation, molecular function: dipeptidyl-peptidase activity; serine-type exopeptidase activity. Bases 1 to 1488 code for a protein of 495 amino acids.
AUGCAAGGAAACAGUAGACUCUUUUUUUUCGUCCUGACGAUCCUUUCAUUCGUCAUGAUGACACUUGAACCCUAUCAUCAUCAUGGAGCUGUUCAUGCUUCCUCUAUAUCCAUCCCAAAUAAUAGAAACAAGGUUAUUGCUGGAACACCCAAACACUCCUAUCAAGUCGGAGAGCAAGAAUAUUGGUUUUAUCAACGAAUUGAUCAUUUCAAUGCUUUGAAUACGGAUACGUUUCCACAACGUUUUUACAAAUAUGUACCACCAGGUGUUUCACCAGAGAGUCCGAAUCAUAUCCUAUAUAUUUGUCCUGAAGGUACAUGUGGAGGAACACCAAAUAAUUAUGUGAGAAAUUAUGCACAAGAGUUGAAAGCAACGAUUUACACUUUGGAACAUCGUUUUUAUGGAGUAUCGGUCCCUUAUGGAUCCAUGAAGACUGAAAAUUUAGCAAAAUAUUUAAGUACAGAAGCCGCUCUUGCUGACUUAUCAGUGUUUAUUGAAUAUAUUUCAACAUUACCAACCUAUAACAACCAAACUCAUCAAUUCAUCAUUGUGGGUUGUUCCUAUCCAGGUGCAUUAAGUUCCUUCUUCUCCAUGAAAUAUCCACAUUUAAUUAAGGGAGCUCUUUCGUCGAGCGGAGUUGUGAACUCGAUUCUUGAUUUUUACACCUUUGAUUUACAUGUUCAACAUGCGGCUGGACCAGAGUGUGCCAACAAUCUCAUUCGAGUCACAUCAAUCAUGGAAAAGAUGAAUCCAAAUGACAUUCUUAAAGAUUUCCAAGCUCCAGCCGAUAUGGACAUUCGUGAUUUAUUUUUACUUUUUGCUGAUAUUGGAGCAGAGAGCAUUCAAUACGGUUAUCAUGAGGAGUUGUGUAAUGCAUUGAAAUCAGGAGACAUCUCUCGCGAUGAUGUUUUAUAUAGUAAUUUCAACAAGUAUGCACUGAAAUUCUUUUAUCCAGUGUUUGGUACAACUCCUUUGGAUUAUUACAACAGAGCGAUUGGAAAUGAGACCUAUGAUGCGAAAAUGGGAGCCAAUGCUGAUCGUUCUUGGUGGUUCCAAACAUGCUCAGAAUUGGCCUAUUUCCAAACAGCUCCUCCAAUGCCAUUACCUUCCAUUCGAACUCGACGUUUGGAUCUUGCCUAUUUUUAUGACAAGUGCAACAAAAUUUUCGGAUACAACAUCAAACCCAAUACUCAAUUUGUGAAUAAUCAAUAUGGAGCAAAGAAGUUGUUGGAUACUACAUUGGGAAGAACGGUAUUUGCCAAUGGUUCACAAGAUCCAUGGUUGAAAGCUAGUGUCGAUAUUGAUCCUCGAAAGUUUAGUUUUGUGGCAGAAUGUGAGAAUUGUGGACAUUGCAAUGAUUUACGUGGUUGUCCAUCACUUCCAAGUGACUCUGGAGCAAGUGAUCACUGUUUAGGAACUGGAAAUGAACAAGUCAAAAUGAUUCGAGCACAAACACUGGCCAUUAUGAAAAUUUGGUUUGGAAUGUAA